GCAUUUUAUAAAAACCACUUAACAGGUUCCGAGAGUGACCAGACCAGUUACGACUCAGGGCGUAGGCAGAGCAUGCCACUUACAUAAAUAGUUAUAAUUUACAGAACGCACACUACCGACCAGGAGUUUGCAUUGCCUCUCACUGUUGAAUCCUUGACAUGCCUUUCCAAUUUCCUUUGAAAAUUUCCACUACGGAAAUGCACACCGGUGGACAACCGAUACGAGUGGUAGAAAAUGGAAUUCCUGAACUGCAAGGUGCGACCCUGCUCGAGAAAAUUAGCUUCAUGAAAAAUAAUCUGGAUGAAUACAGAAAAUUGUUGAUGGGCGAGCCGCGAGGUCAUUAUGAAAUGUUCGGUGCAAUAAUAGUUUCUCCAGAUAUUGAAUCUUGCGAUUUCGCCUGCAUUUUUAUCCAUAACGAGGGAUAUGCAACGAUGUGUGGCGAUGCAGUAAUUUCCUUGAUGCGGUAUGCCAUGAAAAAGGGGCUCGUCAAAAAUGUCACCUUGCCGGAGACCCAAGUCAACAUCCAGUGUCCAUGUGGUCCCGUGACUGCUUACGUCACAUAUGACGGCCAGAGCACCGGUGCCGUCAGGUUCCAAAGUGUUCCGUGCUUUGUCUUCCAAACAGACCUAACCUUGGAGGUUCCUAGCUAUGGUCAGAUAACGGUGGAUAUUGUUUAUGGUGGCGCAUUCUACGCCAUCGUAUCGGCUGGACAAUAUUGUUUAGACAUCAGAGAAUCUAAGGUGUCAGAUCUAAGGGCGGCAGCUGACGCAACUACAGACAUUUUGAGAAAACAAUUGGAAUUGUCCCACCCAGAGACAGAGGGUGUGUCAUUCGUGUACGGUACGAUUCUGACGGACGGAAACGACGACUACUCAGAGGAAAUCACAGACACUAUGUGUGUUUAUGCUGAAAAACAGGUUGAUAGGUCACCUUGUGGGUCAGGGACAUCGUCCAGAAUUGCUCUUCAGUACUUCAAGAACAAGGUCAAGGUCAACCAAUCAAGGACGUUCAGAGGUCCUUCUGGAGACGUGUUUACUGCAAAGGUCGUCAAAGAGGUCAACUGUGGAAAAUACCGAGCUGUUGUCACUGAAGUCAAAGGUCAUGGUUACUUUUGUGGAAAUUCUACUUUCACCUUGGAAGAAAACGAUGUUACCGGAAGAGGGUUUCUUUUACAGUAGCACCCUUGCAGUAAGACUUACCUAUUAAACACAGGGGUAUUUAGAAUUGUUCCUUGAAAAAAAUCAAAUUUUAGAUUUGAAGGUGCUGUUUUAUACAAAUCAUACGUUUUGGAAUCUUUAUAGUCGUUGCAUUCACACUUCUAAUAAUAGAUGUAUAAAGUGAAGUUGCUUUACGUUUAAUUAGUAUAGCUUUAUUAAUGUUGUGUUGUUUGAAUACCAAAUUGUUGCAAUAAAAAAUCUGCUACAAAUUUGUAGGUUACUUCUUGC
Messenger RNA from Magallana angulata, 1445 nucleotides. RefSeq names its product trans-L-3-hydroxyproline dehydratase-like. The record is from RefSeq and is a predicted model, not a curated record. The transcript is spliced from 5 exons. Gene Ontology annotation, molecular function: hydro-lyase activity. NCBI's taxonomy places the organism in Eukaryota, Metazoa, Mollusca, Bivalvia, Ostreida, Ostreidae. Bases 159 to 1178 code for a protein of 339 amino acids.